AUGGAUUGUGACAGUAUGAAGCCACUGGAAGGUGUGAGAAUUCUGGAUCUAACAAGAGUUCUGGCUGGACCUUUUGCCACGAUGAAUUUAGGAGAUCUGGGAGCAGAAGUUAUAAAAGUGGAAAGACCAGGAGCUGGUGAUGACACACGAUCUUGGGGACCUCCUUUUGUGAACACAGAAAGUACAUAUUUUCUUAGUGUUAAUCGAAAUAAAAAAAGUAUAGCUGUUAAUAUCAAGGAUCCAAGAGGAGUGAGAAUCGUCAAAGAGCUUGCAGCCAUUUGUGAUGUGUUUGUGGAAAACUAUGUCCCUGGGAAGCUUUCUGAGAUGGGCCUAGGAUAUGCAGAUAUAGAUAAGAUUGCGCCUCACAUCAUCUACUGCUCCAUCACAGGAUAUGGCCAGACAGGGCCCAUGUCUCACAGAGCAGGCUAUGAUGCUAUUGCCUCUGCUAUGUCUGGUCUAAUGCACAUCACAGGACCUGAGGAUGGAGAUCCUGUUCGCCCAGGAGUGGCCAUGACUGAUCUUGCCACUGGCCUUUUUGCCUAUGGAGCGAUUAUGGCUGGCCUCAUACAACGUUACAGAACUGGAAAAGGAUUGUUUAUCGAUUGUAAUCUACUGUCAUCCCAGGUGGCAUGUUUGACCCAAGUAGCUGCCAAUUAUCUUAUUGGACAAAAGGAAGCCAAACGCUGGGGCACAGCUCACGGCAGUAUUGUUCCGUAUCAGGCCUUUAAGACCAAGGACGGCUAUCUUGUCAUUGGAGCAGGAAAUAAUCAGCAGUUUGCUGUUGUAUGCAAGAUCUUGAAUUUGCCUGAAUUGAUUGAUGACAGCAAGUAUAGAACGAACCACCUUCGGGUACAGAAUAGAAAAGAGCUUGUGAAAAUCCUAUCGGCACGGUUUGCAGAAGAAGUGACUGCCAAGUGGCUUUGUCUCUUUGAAGGAAGUGGGAUCCCAUAUGGCCCAAUCAACAGUCUGAAGGAUGUGUUUUCCGAAGCCCAGGUAUUGCACAAUGGCCUCGUUAUGGAGAUGAAUCAUCCCACUGUGGGGAAGAUUUCGGUCCCAGGUCCAGCUGUGAGAUACAGCAAGUUCAAGAUGUCAGAGGCAAAGCCACCUCCCCUGCUGGGACAACACACACGGCACAUCCUGAAGGAGGUCCUUAGAUAUGAUGAGGGGGUCAUUGGAGAGCUACUCUGCUCUGGUGUAAUAGAGCAACAUGAAACCGAGUGACAGAGAAGAAUGCGUCAGAAAACUUCACCUGGCCAGCCCAGACAGUGAGUGCUCUGUGCGUGCCUUUCCCCAGUCUUGAUCCCACUACAAAGCGUGGUGAGGAGAACUGCAGAUUACUUGCCUGGCAUCUCUGGGGUAACUUUAGAAUUAAAGUCUAAUGCCCAUUUAGAAGCUUACUGUUUUGAAUUCCCCCCGCCCCAGAAUAUAAUUUGUUGAUUUGUGGACUUUGAUUAAUUCUAAUUUUUUCAUCCAAAAGAAGUGAUAACUGUUUGGUGAUGGUAUGUUGUUCUGAUUUAAUUCCUCCACAAUGUAUACAUGUAUGGAAACAUCAAAUUAUAAAUUGUAGUUUUGAUUAAUCAGUUGAAAAAUAAAACAAAAUAUAAAAAUA
This is a messenger RNA of Rattus rattus (black rat), 1609 nucleotides long. RefSeq names its product succinyl-CoA:glutarate-CoA transferase (gene Sugct). Gene Ontology annotation, molecular function: catalytic activity. Lineage: Eukaryota; Metazoa; Chordata; Mammalia; Rodentia; Muridae. The coding region runs from base 1 to 1221 and encodes 406 amino acids. The transcript has 14 exons. The record is from RefSeq and is a predicted model, not a curated record.